AUCAAACUACAGAAGCUUUACAGCUUCUCAAUUCUAAGUCUCCUUCAUUCUUUUCUUGCUUAUUGUCAUAUUGGAAUUGUACGUAAUUGCAGUUCCUUAUGCAGAUUUUCACCCAGCGCCAAGGAGCACUUGUGUGCUUCUGGUUGUCUGUGCUUUUUGUGGUAGCAAACUUUUGCUAUGGUGACCAUAGUACAGUCGAGGUAGUUGGUCUGGGAGAGUGUGCAGAUUGUAAGCAGAACAACAUUAAAACUGCCAAGGCUUUCUCAGGGCUACGUGUAACAGUAUACUGCAAGGCAGCAAGUGGAGACUUUGAAACGAGAGGGGUUGGUGAGCUUGAUGAAAAUGGAAACUUCAGAGUGUCUCUUCCACAUGACAUUGUAAAAGCUGGUGAACUCAAAGAAGAAUGCUAUGCUCAGCUACAUAGUGCAUCGGCUACACCAUGUCCUGCAAAUGAUGGCUUGUAUAACACCAAAAUUGUGAUUAAGUCAAACACUGAUGACAAAUACACCCUUGGUCCUUCUGGGAAGCUCAAAUUUUCAUCAGCGACCUGCCCUUCAGCUUUCUUUUGGCCUUUCCACAAACAUCCACUCAUCUUCCAUAAACACCCUCACUUUCCUCCUUUUCCUAUCAAUAAGGAGCCUCCACCACCUACAUAUGUUCCUAUUUCACCACCAGUUCCCAAUAAGCCAUGCCCACCAGAGGUGCAGCCUCCUGUUAUUCCACCACCACUUCCACCAAAGGUUAAGCCUCCUAUUAUUCCACCACCGCUCCCACCAAAGGUUAAGCCUCCUAUUAUUCCACCACCGCUCCCACCAAAGGUUAAGCCUCCAAUUAUUCCACCACCGCUCCCACCAAAGGUUAAGCCUCCAAUUAUUCCACCACCGCUCCCACCAAAGGUUAAGCCUCCUAUUAUUCCAUGCCCACCUAAGGUGAAGCCUCCAGUUAUUCCACCACUACCACCAAAGGUUAAGCCGCCACCACUCCCACCAAAGAUUAAGCCCCCAGUUAUUCCACCACUACCACCAAAGGUUAAGCCGCCACCACUCCCACCAAAGAUUAAGCCCCCAGUUAUUCCACCACUACCACCAAAGGUUAAGCCGCCACCACUCCCACCAAAGAUUAAGCCCCCAGUUAUUCCACCACUACCACCAACGGUUAAGCCACCACCACUCCCACCAAAGGUUAAGCCUCCUAUUAUUCCAUGUCCACCAAAGGUUACUCCUCCUCCAACCCCACCGGUUCCAAUCAUUAAGCCAUGCCCACCAAUUGUUCUACCACCCAUUCCAUUCAAGCCACUUCCACCUCUUCCUCCAAUCCCAAAGCUUCCACCAUUCAAGCCACUUCCACCACUUCCUCCAUUCCCAAAGCUUCCACCAUUCAAGCCACUUCCACCUCUUCACAAGUUCCCUCCAAAGCACUUUUUCCAUCACCCCAAGUAUGGGAAAUGGCCUCCAGCACCACCUUUUUCUCCUCAUCCUUAGGCUACAUUGCAGAGCUAGAUGACACUUGGGUCUACAAAAUAUGCAUGCAUGUUUUCUGUCUUUUUUUGUGCUUUCGGUAUCAUCAAGAAUUUAGAAAUUCUAUUGUUGCAAAUAAAGCCUUGGAGGGGGUAGGGCGUCUGAACAGAAAAGCAUCAGGUGAGGAAUAGAGAAAACAAAAAUAGAGCGAUAUGCUUCAGAAGUUUGUAGUGAUAUGAAAUUGAGUGUGAUCAAUUGUUGUUCUCCAAUGAAGAUUACGGUAUUAUUUGUUUCA
This is a messenger RNA of Abrus precatorius (Indian licorice), 1752 nucleotides long. RefSeq names its product 36.4 kDa proline-rich protein-like. Lineage: Eukaryota; Viridiplantae; Streptophyta; Magnoliopsida; Fabales; Fabaceae. The record is from RefSeq and is a predicted model, not a curated record. The transcript has 2 exons. Bases 99 to 1481 code for a protein of 460 amino acids.